AUCUCUAGGGUUUCUUCUCCAGCCGCAGCUCUUGUUUUGCGGUUGUUGGAUCGAGCGAGAGAGAGAGAGAGAGAGAGAGAGAGAGAGAGCGGGGGGGAGCUCGGAGGCGGCGACAAUGGUGGAGAAGGCGAGCAAAGGUAGGAAGGAGGAGGUGGUGACGCGGGAGUACACCAUCAACCUCCACAAACGACUCCAUGGAUGCACUUUUAAGAAGAUGGCUCCCAAGGCAAUUAAGGAGAUAAAGAAGUUCGCGGAGAAGGCGAUGGGCACCACUGACGUGAGAGUCGAUGUGAAGCUCAACAAGCACAUAUGGAGCAGAGGGGUUCGAAGCGUACCGAGGCGGGUCCGUGUUAGAAUCGCACGUAAGAGGAACGACGAGGAGGACGCCAAAGAAGAGCUCUUCUCUCUGGUUACAGUUGCUGAGGUCCCUGCGGAGGGGUUCAAGGGCUUGGGGACCAAAAUUGUCGAUGACGAUACAGACUAAGUUAUCUUUUGCUUCUAUCUUUUGUUAUGGUUAUCUAGGUUUCGCGUGCUAGCGUCUGCCUUGGCGAAAAUUUUGGAUUCAUUAAUGAAUUGAUGGACGAUAAAUUAAGGCUGUAUUAGAGAUGUUUGAGAAGUUAUUCUCCUCUCAUGCUGCACAUUCCUGUUUAAUUGUUUUUGAGCUUUUAAGUCGAACAAAUCGAAGUUUUAUUCAACUGUUUACGUCUUCAGCUAGUGAUUGCAGUCCACGUUACUUGUCAA
Messenger RNA from Ananas comosus (pineapple), 741 nucleotides. RefSeq names its product 60S ribosomal protein L31-like. The record is from RefSeq and is a predicted model, not a curated record. Gene Ontology annotation, molecular function: structural constituent of ribosome. Gene Ontology annotation, biological process: cytoplasmic translation. Gene Ontology annotation, cellular component: ribosome; cytosolic large ribosomal subunit. The transcript is spliced from 2 exons. The coding region runs from base 116 to 484 and encodes 122 amino acids. Lineage: Eukaryota; Viridiplantae; Streptophyta; Magnoliopsida; Poales; Bromeliaceae.